AUGAAUUCAAAAAUGGAAUUCACGGACCGGGCUAAGAAGGCGUUGGAGGACGCCAUGGCCUUGGCCGAACAAUACGCCCAUGCCCAGCUGCUGCCUGUUCACCUCGCGGUUGCCCUCCUCGAUCCUCUCCCAGACCUGAGCAAAGAUCAACAGAAUGCCCCGCCGGGAACAAACAGCAGCCUAUUCAGACAAGUCAUUGAGCGAGCUCGUGGCGACCCGCAGCUCUUCGACCGCGCCUUGAAGAAGUCGCUCGUACGGUUGCCUAGCCAGGACCCCCCACCGGAGCAGGUGUCCAUGGCGCCGUCCUUCAAUGCAAUCCUCCGGAAGGCCAUGGAAUUGCAGAAGGUGCAGAAAGAUACCUACAUUGCCGUCGACCAUCUCAUCACGGCGCUUUCGGAUGACCCCAAUAUCCAAAUUGCCCUGAGGGACUCCAACAUCCCCAAACCCAAGCUCGUGCAGGAAGCAGUGCAGGCCGUCCGGGGCACGAAGCGCGUCGACUCACGAACAGCUGACACGGAGGAGGAGAACGAGAAUCUUGCCAAGUUCACCAUCGACAUGACGGACAUGGCCAGGGAAGGCAAGAUUGACCCGGUUAUCGGCCGAGAGGAGGAGAUCCGCCGCGUGAUUAGGAUCUUGUCACGACGAACCAAGAACAAUCCGGUGUUGAUCGGCGACCCAGGUGUCGGUAAGACAACGGUUAUCGAAGGUCUCGCGCUGCGGAUCGUCAACGCCGAUGUCCCAGACCACCUGGCAGCCUGCAAGCUCCUCUCUCUCGACGUCGGCGCCUUGGUUGCCGGUAGCAAGUACCGAGGAGAGUUCGAAGAGAGAAUGAAGGGAGUCUUGAAGGAGAUCCAUGAGUCCAAGGACACGAUCCUCCUCUUCGUCGACGAGAUCCAUCUUCUCAUGGGUGCCGGCUCCUCCGGCGAAGGUGGUAUGGACGCUGCGAACCUGCUCAAGCCCAUGCUUGCCCGCGGACAGCUGCACUGUAUCGGUGCGACUACCCUCAACGAGUACCGCAAAUACAUCGAGAAGGACGCUGCGUUUGAGAGACGUUUCCAGCAAGUCCUCGUGAAAGAGCCAACGAUCCCGGAAACCGUCUCCAUCCUCCGAGGACUGAAGGAGAAGUACGAAGUCCAUCACGGAGUCACCAUUGCGGACAGCGCCAUCGUCGCUGCCGCAAACCUUGCCGCCCGAUAUCUCACUUCUCGGAGACUACCCGACUCGGCCGUCGAUCUCGUCGACGAGGCGGCAGCAGCCGUGAGAGUUGCUCGGGAAUCCCAGCCGGAAGUUAUUGACUCCCUAGAGCGGAGACUCCGGCAGCUCAAGAUCGAGAUUCACGCCUUGUCCCGUGAGAAGGACGACGCUUCCAAGGCCCGCCUUGCCCAGGCUAAACAAGAUGCCGAGAACGUCGAGGAAGAGCUCCGGCCUCUUCGCGAGAAGUACGACAGUGAGAGGAAGCGGGGCCGGGACAUUCAGGAAGCCAAGCUGAAGCUAGAGCACCUCAAGGUGAAGGCCGAGGAUGCUAGCAGGAUGGGCGACCACGCCCGGGCUGCCGAUCUUCAGUACUAUGCGAUCCCCGAACAAGAGGCCACCAUCAAGAGGUUGGAGCAAGAAAAGGCCGCUGCCGACGCCUCGCUCAAUUCCACCGGACCCGACUCGGGUGGUUCCAUGAUCACCGAUGUGGUCGGGCCGGAUCAGAUCAACGAAAUCGUCUCGCGGUGGACCGGCAUCCCGAUCACUCGACUGAAGACGUCGGAGAAGGAGAAGUUGCUGCACAUGGAGCACGCCCUGGCGAAGAUCGUCGUGGGUCAGAGAGAAGCCGUCCAGUCGGUCUCGAACGCGAUUAGGCUGCAGAGAUCUGGUCUGAGCAAUCCGAACCAACCCCCGAGCUUCCUCUUCUGUGGCCCAUCCGGCACGGGCAAGACGCUCCUUACCAAGGCUCUGGCGGAGUUCCUGUUCGAUGACCCGAAGGCCAUGAUCCGGUUCGACAUGUCUGAAUACCAAGAGAGACACUCGUUGAGCCGCAUGAUUGGUGCUCCUCCAGGCUACGUCGGUCACGAUGCUGGCGGCCAACUUACCGAGGCGCUACGCCGACGGCCGUUCUCCAUCCUUCUCUUCGACGAAGUGGAGAAGGCCGCGAAGGAAGUCCUCACAGUCCUCCUGCAGCUCAUGGACGACGGCCGUGUGACCGACGGCCAAGGACGGGUCAUCGAUGCGAAGAACUGCAUCGUCGUGAUGACGUCCAACCUCGGAGCCGAAUAUCUUGCGCGGUCGACGAGCAAAAAUGGCAAGAUCGAUCCGACCACCAAGGAACUCGUCAUGAACGCGCUGCGAAACUACUUCCUGCCUGAGUUCCUCAACCGAAUCUCGUCGGUUGUCAUCUUCAACCGCCUCACGCGGAAGGAAAUCCGCAAGAUUGUCGACCUGCGCAUCAUCGAAAUCCAGAAGCGCCUGGCGGACAACAACCGCAACGUGCUCAUCGAGGUGUCAGACGAGGCGAAGGACAAGCUCGGCAACGCAGGCUACUCGCCGGCAUACGGCGCGCGGCCGCUGGCGCGCCUCAUCGAGAAGGAGGUGCUCAACAAGCUCGCCGUGCUCAUCCUCCGCAACAACAUCCGCGACGGCGAGAGGGCACGGGUCGAGGUCGUCGAUGGCCGCAUCACGGUGCUGCCGAACCACUACGACAGCGACAUGGGUGACGAGGACAUGUCGCUGGACGAGGACGAGGAGGACGCGCGGGACGAGCUGGCGCCGGAUUCUAUGGAUGAAGACAUCUACGACGGGUAA
Molecule: messenger RNA, 2787 nt
Organism: Phialemonium atrogriseum
Lineage: Eukaryota; Fungi; Ascomycota; Sordariomycetes; Cephalothecales; Cephalothecaceae
Product: P-loop containing nucleoside triphosphate hydrolase protein
Exons: 1
Coding region: 1-2787 (928 amino acids)
Biological process (GO): cellular response to heat
Cellular component (GO): cytoplasm
Molecular function (GO): ATP binding; ATP hydrolysis activity
Source: RefSeq, a predicted model, not a curated record